This is a messenger RNA of Gopherus flavomarginatus (Mexican gopher tortoise), 1026 nucleotides long. RefSeq lists its product as uncharacterized. The transcript has 2 exons. Bases 57 to 800 code for a protein of 247 amino acids. NCBI's taxonomy places the organism in Eukaryota, Metazoa, Chordata, Testudines, Testudinidae. The record is from RefSeq and is a predicted model, not a curated record.
ACAAGGAGCUGGAUGCCAUACUUGGGUGUGACCCCACUGCCAAUCCGAGGACCACGAUGGAGAGUUCAGAGCAGGGAGAAGUGGGGGAGGGUGUAGAGGAAGCCGACAGUGAGGCUACUGGUGUGGAGGGAGACACCCCGGAGUCCCAGGAGGCAUGCAGCCAGGAGCUCUUCUCAAGCCAGGAGGAGGCUAGCCAGUCGCAGCAGCUGGAAGUUGCUGGUGAGGAAGAAACUGAGGAGCGUGCUCGGGUGACCUUGACUAAUGCAGCCAGAUCACCGGCCUCACGUCGCUUGCAGAACUUGAGAAGAAAUCCCAGAAAAUCAAAAGAAGAAUUGAUCAAAGCAGUUAUGAAUCACUACAACAGAGAAAGUAGGAAGACACAGGAAUGGAGAGAGAAAAUGUAUGAAUGGAAAGAGAAAAUGUAUGACUGGAGGCAAACAGAAAGCAGGAGAAAGGAAUUGGCUAUCAAAAAAACCUCAAAGCAGAUGUUAAGCCUCCUGGCUCGCCAAACUGAGUCUUUCGAGUCUCUCGUAGCCAUGCAGGCAGAUAUGUACCGUGGUAACCCACAGCCCUCCCAAAGCUCUCUUUCUUGUUCCCCAGUAUUUGCACAAAACACCUUUCUCCAGCAGCCAGUUUCUUAUUACCCCCAGCUGCCCCCAACACCUGUACGAUCACCUACCAGCCCUGAUAACUAUAAUUCUUACCCUGUGCACUCCACCCCCAUUACCCUGCAGCAUAGUAAUCCUGAAGUGCAGCAGACGUUGAACACUAAUCCAAACAGGACAUAUUCAAACCUCUGAAUGUACAGUCCACCACCCUAACCCCCCUGGCCUUUUAUGUACUGUAUUUUGAAUAAAGGAUUUUAUAGCUUUUACAAUACGUUUUAUUAUUGCAGGAAGUGGUAAAUAUUGUACCCCAAGGUAGAACAAAGCACAGCAAAGGCACCAAACAUUACUGUUGGCUCUCAGCAUCAAAUUGCUCCCUUAAAGCAUCCCUAAUCCUUGAAGCCCUUUCCUGGGCCUCCCU